CCCUUUGGCUAUAGCAAUGAUGCCACAUAAAAAGUUUGCUGUGACAUUUGACCCUGAAGCGAUCGCCAUGUUGUCCUAUGAUCAGGCCGUGGCAGUAACGAAGGAGCAGCUCGCCGAGCUGUCCGAGGUCCAGAGGACAGCGCUCGCCCUGGUGCUGACUCCCUGGGAGGAUCGGCCCAUAGACUUCAGAGGGAGGUCCCUGGGCCUGGCGCCGAGCCACAGUCCCGGCUGCCUCACAGUGGGCCUGCUGAUGCUGCUGCUGACCGUCCUGCUCUGCCCUGACACAUGACCCCACUCACCCCAGCUGGAUCAGGACGCCUCCUCAUCCACACAACCUAAACCGUCUCAUUUAUCUGUGCAAUACCAACCUUCCCUUUUUUUUUGGAAAUCAGCAGCUCUUCAGGUUUUCUAUGUGGUGUAUUUAAUGUGAUGGUGAUUUAUGUUGUGCAGCGUCCACUUUGAUGUCAACAAUCAGCACUGAAGAAACCACAAAUAGUUCAACUCAAGAAAGAAGAAAAACUGUUGGUUAUAUUUUAAUCUAAUACCAGCAGAAUUGGUUUCAUUGCACUUAUUGUAUUUAUUUUUUUUAUAAACCUGUGUGAACCCUACUGUCCUGAUUCUCAGGGAUGUGAAGCCAUAUCCAGACAAGCAGUCCAACAUGUAAAGGUGUAAACCUGACCGUGAACAUAAAGGUAUUAUUACAAACCCACAAAGCUGUAGACUUCUGUGAAAUGACAUUUCUUUAUCUGUUGUGAGUUCUCUUAUGUAACAGGGACACACAGCUCCGUCAGACCUGAUGCUAUCAGUGUUGAUCAACUUCAGUUUUUUUGUUGCUGUGAAUUUUGUAUUGUUGUGCACACUCUCCAGUGUGAUUAAUAUGGACCUAAAUUAAUAAAUUAAACAAAUCUGGCGGUUA
This is a messenger RNA of Stegastes partitus (bicolor damselfish), 916 nucleotides long. It is a transcript of the gene strc1, whose product is annotated as stereocilin 1. Gene Ontology annotation, biological process: cell-matrix adhesion. Bases 17 to 289 code for a protein of 90 amino acids. Gene Ontology annotation, cellular component: cell surface. The transcript has 3 exons. NCBI's taxonomy places the organism in Eukaryota, Metazoa, Chordata, Actinopteri, Pomacentridae. The record is from RefSeq and is a predicted model, not a curated record.